Vombatus ursinus (common wombat) is the source of this 1153-nucleotide messenger RNA. RefSeq names its product TRAF interacting protein with forkhead associated domain (gene TIFA). The coding region runs from base 279 to 824 and encodes 181 amino acids. Gene Ontology annotation, molecular function: protein binding. Lineage: Eukaryota; Metazoa; Chordata; Mammalia; Diprotodontia; Vombatidae. The record is from RefSeq and is a predicted model, not a curated record. The transcript has 3 exons. Gene Ontology annotation, biological process: canonical NF-kappaB signal transduction.
GGGAAGUAGAGACAGGCUCUUCCUUCUUGUUGAUGUGCUUGACUUGGCAGUUGAGACACACUUGGGAAAGUGAAACGUAGAUGGACCAAGGUCGGUGCUAGAUGCGUGGCCAGUAGAAGGAGGCCGGACGGAAUUGUGAGUUUUGGUUUCCCCCAAUCUCUUGCUGACCGGGAAACACGGGUGGGCUCAGAAUGCUGCGUAGCCCAAGGGGCCAGUAAGUUGAGAGCUCAGGGACUUUAAACGCCUUCCAUUUCGCCCAUUUUACAGGUCUCUGUCUGAUGCCCGCCAUGUCUGGCUUUGAGGAUGCUGACACUGAGGAGACACUCACUUGUUUCCAAGUUACUGUCUAUCAUCCAAACCAAGAGCAUAAUCAGGUGUUUCAAACGCUGAGGUUUUUCAAUCGAGAACGGCUGUCAUCCAUGGAAGUGAUAAAGUUUGGCCGGAGUCCCAACCUGUGUCAUUAUACCUUUCAAGACAAACAAGUCUCCAGAGUUCAGUUCUCUUUGCAGCCAUUUAAACAAUUCAACAGUUCAGUCCUCUCAUUUGAAAUUAAAAACCUGAGUAAGAAAACCAGUCUGCUUGUGGGCAACAUAGAACUCGGCUAUCUCAAUAAAAUGGACCUUCCAGGCAGGUGCAUCGUGCGGUUUGGAGAAUACCAGUUCCUGAUGGAGAAAGAAGACGGGGAAUCCUUAGAGUAUUUUGAAACACGCUUUGUGCUGGCCCCACGGUCACUCUUAGAGGAAAGACACUAUGGAAAGCCUGUACCUGAGAAUGGCUUUUCUUCAUCCACAUUGCCCACAGAAAUGGAUGAAAAUGAAUAUUGAACAAAUGGAGAUGAGGACAGGAAAAUCAUAAAGGAUAUGGGAAGGCAGGCAACUUGAUGGAUAUUAUUUGGGUAGAAUUAGUUAAACUUCAACAACAUUUCUGUCUUCCAUGCCAUCAAAUGGGGGUAUUUUAAAUUCAAUGCUUUGUUGUUGUUGUUGUUGUUUUUUAAUUCUGUAGUUUUCUUGGGCAUUGAACAUCACCAGAGGAAGAGGUUCAGUGCUUUGGGUGGAUCCUUACUAAAGGAUUUACUGAAAAGCAUUGAUGUGAAUUGCACAGGAUAUGAGGGGGUCUCUCUCUCUCUCUCUCUCUCUCUCUCUCUCUCUCUCUC